This is a messenger RNA of Caenorhabditis briggsae, 810 nucleotides long. RefSeq names its product Protein CBR-PHP-3 (gene Cbr-php-3). Gene Ontology annotation, biological process: regulation of transcription by RNA polymerase II. Lineage: Eukaryota; Metazoa; Nematoda; Chromadorea; Rhabditida; Rhabditidae. Gene Ontology annotation, molecular function: DNA-binding transcription factor activity, RNA polymerase II-specific; RNA polymerase II cis-regulatory region sequence-specific DNA binding. The record is from RefSeq and is a predicted model, not a curated record. The coding region runs from base 1 to 810 and encodes 269 amino acids. The transcript has 4 exons. Gene Ontology annotation, cellular component: nucleus.
AUGAUUUCUGUGAUGCAACACAUGAUGAACAACUCCUCCACAACGCCCAACGUCUUCAUCAAGACGUCUCCAGACUCUUCUCCUGUUUCCUUCAACAAACAAUCCGAGUCUCCACCAACGACGUCUUCGGAAAUGAUGCAGCAGGCGUCGUGCUUCUGGCCAUCGGUUGCUCAGCUUCAACAAUCGGCAUCUGGGUCAUCGGGAACAUCGAGUGGGCCCAGUAGCUCGGCAUCCAAUAAUCGACCAACUGUUCCACCGACGGAUAGCCAUUCGGAAAGAGGAUCGGAAGCAGCGAACAGUCCACAAAUGCCAAUACUUCCCACUGGAAUGCCAGCGACGGCAGCAGCCGGUAUGUAUCCAUUCAACACUGGCCGAUUCCCAACAGCAAACGAUUUUGGAAUGAUGGUCAAUCCAUCAGUCUACUCGGAUUUCUAUAACAACAGUUUGGCCGCUUCAUGGGGAUACCCUUAUGGACAACAAUACCCAUUUCCAUCAGGCUACUCGAUGCCAAAUUUGGAUGGAAGUUUGAAUGAUGGAGCUCAGCUGGAAUGGACAUCAUCCUCCCAUUCGAUGAGGAAAAAGCGAAAGCCAUACACAAAAGCUCAAACUUUGGAGCUGGAAAAAGAGUUUCUGUAUAAUACAUAUGUUAGCAAACAGAAACGAUGGGAAUUGGCAAAGUAUUUGCAUCUGACAGAGCGACAAGUCAAGAUUUGGUUCCAGAAUCGCCGAAUGAAAGACAAGAAGCAAAAGCAGCGAGCACCAGGGGGGGACCCAACUGGAAUGCUCAUGCCGCCUGGCCUGAGUCCUUGA